Molecule: messenger RNA, 532 nt
Organism: Durio zibethinus
Lineage: Eukaryota; Viridiplantae; Streptophyta; Magnoliopsida; Malvales; Malvaceae
Product: protein CYSTEINE-RICH TRANSMEMBRANE MODULE 6-like
Cellular component (GO): plasma membrane
Source: RefSeq, a predicted model, not a curated record
CUUCUUCAGACAUAUAUUUCCUCCUAUAGAUAUUAACUUCUUCUCAGUUCUUGAAACCAUAUCUUUAUUUCCUGCUUAUUCAAAUCAAAUUCAAAGAUGAGCCAAAACCAGCAGCAGCAGAAAAAUCAACCACCAGUUUCAUACCCACCACCAUCCAAGGCACCAGGACCCUAUGUAGCUCCACCACCAGCUGGUUACCCGAUGAGCAAAGACGACGGUCAGCAAUAUUCCCAGAACCCUGUUGCAGUCGAAACCAAGUCCAGAGGUGAUGGAUUCUGGAAGGGAUGUUGUGCUGCCCUGUGCUGCUGUUGUCUUCUGGAUGCAUGCUUUUGAAGAUUUACACUGCUUCAUUCGUUAGAGUUUAUUAUUCCAUUGUUUAUACAUACAUUUAGUUUGAUUGUUUGAUUCUCAUACACUGGGAAUUAUAGGGUUUCUUUUUGAUUAUUUGUAUAAAUGAGGAUGAUCAGACUUUUAGGUUUAUGAUCUCCACAUGUACUUAUGUUUGAAUAAAUUAUUAUUCAUAUUUCUCUAA